Messenger RNA from Epinephelus moara (kelp grouper), 5741 nucleotides. RefSeq names its product C1q and TNF related 4 (gene c1qtnf4). The transcript has 4 exons. Bases 295 to 1479 code for a protein of 394 amino acids. The record is from RefSeq and is a predicted model, not a curated record. NCBI's taxonomy places the organism in Eukaryota, Metazoa, Chordata, Actinopteri, Perciformes, Serranidae. Gene Ontology annotation, molecular function: protein binding.
ACAGCAUUGUAAAGCGAGCAAACCAAAGGAUCCAUCUGCUGAGGAAACUCAACUCUUUCAGUAUCAGCAGAAAUAUCUUGUGUACCUUUUAUCGAGAGCCUUUCGACAUUUUCUUUUAUAUGCUGGUUUGGUGGUCUAUCUGUGAAAGACAAGAAGUGUCUGAAUGACAUCAUCAGAGUGUGCUGUAAAAUUACUGGAGUCCAGCUUAAGGACCUCUGCUCUCUCUGGAAAACACGGGUGGUGCAGAAAGCAGACAGGAUAUUAUCCCACCCUGAUCAUGCUCUGGCCAAUACAAUGCUGCUCCCACUGAGUGUCCUGAUUUGCCUGCUGUGCUUGAGUCAUGCCGGGGGUGCGUGGGGAUUCGCCCAUCUGCUGGAUGAUGUGGAGCUACGCUCUGCCUUCUCAGUUGCACGCACCAACAGCAUGGAGGGCGGGCCCAAGAUGACCGUAACCUUUGAUACUGUUUAUGUCAACAUUGGCGGGGAUUUUGACCCCAAGGCUGGGUUUUUCCGCUGUCGUAUCACUGGGGCCUACUACUUCUCCUUUACAGUGGGGAAAUUUCCACACAAAGACCUGUCAGUGAUGCUGAUGAAGAACAGAAACGAGGUGCAGGCCAUCGUGUACGAGGAAAACUCCGGAGAGGAGAGGAAGGUGCAGAGCCAGAGCGUCAUGCUGCAGCUGGAGUUUGGUGAUACUGUCUGGCUCCGUCUCCAUGGUGACCCACGCUAUGCACUCUACAGCAAUACUGGACACUACACCACCUUCAAUGGUUACCUCGUCUACCCUGACACCUAUGGCUUCCAGACACACCAUCACCAACACCAUACUGCCUUCAACUCCCAGCAGCACCAGCAAGACAACACCCCCCUGGUGAAUAGCAACCAGGCCACAGAGCAAGUCAGGUCUGGAACAAGAGACACAGCAGUAGUGGAGCAGGAGAAGGAGCUUCAACAUAGGGAGGAAGAAGAGGAGGAGGAGGAGGAGGAGGAGGAGGAUGAAGAGGAUGAGCAGAGAUCUGCCUUCUCGGUGGGGCGCACCCAGAGCAUUGUGGGAGUCAACCAAGUGGGCAUGCCUCAGCACCAGCCAGUUAGCUUCGACACGGCUUUUGUCAACAUUGGAGAAGACUUUAACGUGACGGAGGGGGUGUUCACCUGCCGAGUUGCUGGAGCAUACUACUUCUCCUUUAACGUGGGCAAGCUGCCGCAGAAGACACUGUCCGUCAAGCUGAUGAAGAACCAUCUGGAGGUGCAGGCUAUGAUCUAUGACGACAGCCAGGGGGAGAAAGCUCUGCAGAGUCAGAGCUUGAUGUUGUUGCUGAAACCAGGAGACACCGUGUGGCUCUACUCCCACCAGAGAGAUGGCUUUGGGGCCUACAGCAACCAUGCCAAGUACAUCACUUUCACUGGCUUCCUGGUUUAUCCAGACAUCCCCAGCACCACUGCCGCCACCAGCCAAUCAUAUGCAGACAAGAAACCCUAGCUGUAGCACAUGGGCUAGGGACCGAACAUUGUGGGAGGAAUUCAUGCUAAGUGGAAGAGUCUCUGAGUCCACAAGAGUGGAGAAUACUUGUGGUUGUAUUUGAAGCUUCUUCUUCAUAUGAAUUCCUUCACAAAGUCACAGAGACCUUGGACUAAUUGCAGAGCUUAAAUGAGAAUCUCUUCAAUUUCCAGCAAUGGCUUCCCGGGAUAUGACUUCAUCACACACAAAUGUGGAACCUUCAAUGACAGUAAUGUGAACUGUAAUUGAAUAUUUCACUCUGUAAUGAAAAUGCAGUCAUUACCUGCUCACCUCUGUGUCAGCUGAGGACUUAGAUAUCAUACCUCUCUGUGACUGAAAUUCAUGGUUCUCAAAAACACUAUCCUGUGUCCACUGUUAGUACUCCAUGAUUGAAGUAUUUUAUAAUCAAUGAUUAACAGUGGGCGGCAUGGUGGUGUGGUAGUUAGCACUGUUGCCUCACAGCAAGAGGGUUCCCGGUUCGAUCCCGGGUGAGGGAGCCCUUCUGUGCGGAGUUUGCAUGUUCUCCCCGUGUCAGUCUGGGUUCUCUCCGGGCACUCCGGCUUCCUCCCACUGUCCAAAGACAUGCAGAUUGGGGAUUAGGUUAAUUGAUAACUCUAAAUUGUCCGUAGGUGUGAAUGUGUGCAUGAAUGGUUGUCUGUCUCUAUGUGUCAGCCCUGCGAUAGUCUGGCGACCUGUCCAGGGUGUACCCUGCCUCUCGCCCAAUGUCAGCUGGGAUAGGCUCCAGCCCCCCCGCGACCCUCAAGAGGAUGAAGCGGUUAGAAGAUGAAUGAAUGAAUGAAUAACAGUGGUUGACAAGGUCCACACAUCCAGUUGGUUCCAGCAAAUUAAAAAUAAAAUGGCAGUUCAGUCUGAUUAUUAGGCUCAAACAAAAUGAUGAUUAAAUAAAUUUGAUGCACAUUGUAUUCUCUUUUUUAAACAUUAAGCCUGGCUCAUUACCUGCAACAGUCAGUGAGUAAUCCUACAUUCUGUGCUACAGUGCUACUACAGACAUGAAGGUGAGGAGGUAAUCACAGAAAUCUCAUUUUGAAGUGAAAUGUUCCUGUAAGUGCAUUUGUUAUCCUCCUUGUCAAAGACUUGGUGUUUCUGGUUGUGUGUACAAAGUUACUUUACUUUAUUUAUGUCUUUAGAGGCAUGUGAAACUGAUAUGAGCAGUGUGUUUUGUGUCAAAAUGAGUCUCUCUUUUCUUCAUUUUGGAGUGUUUCUCACUCUGAUACUCGGCCACAGUGGGAGCAGAGGACGACAGGACCACACUGACAUAAUUAUGGGAAAACUCAUACUACAUAUCCAUCCCAUACCGACUGUUGACCACAUGCCACCUCUUGGCCUGCGGGGAUCUGGAUCAUAAUUUGAUUUCUAAUUCUAGCAGCAGUUUAAUUCAUUUCUUCAGAUGGCGACCACUGUGGGGAAAAUUGAAUAGCUUCUCCCAGGCUUCUGUAAUAUGCAUGUCUGUUUAAUUUCACGCUGCUGGGAGAGAGAUGAUGCUGUUCAAAUUGUAAUGAACCCUGACUUUAUGAAAUCACCUUCUCUGUUGGAGAAGCAACAUGUGAAGUGAUACUUCACUGUGAUUGAACAUUUACAUGUUUUUGUUACAGUUAAGUGGAGGUGAAUCUCUGAGAAGUUCUGAUAUAAAGAGAAUGUCCACCUCCACAAUAUGACCACGUAGGUUGUUUGUACAAGCAGCUUACCAACAAUAUUUACAUUUACUGUUAGGUGGCAAACUCUAGUGUGACGGGCCAAAAGGAGGAAGUCAAGCAAUGUAGUAUAAAGAGCUACAAAGUCUGUGUAGGUAGGAUGUCGGGUUAGACAGGUCAAACAAACACAGGACUUUGACCCAGGAGACUGCUGUUUGUGUCAUGUGUGAAACCAAAAAUCAGCAGUGUCCAGUGGUGUAAUGGUGGUUGAUGAGGCGGGUGUAUUGCUAGGUAGAUGGGUAGGUGACUGAGGAGAAUGUGGGUAUACUCCCCUAUAUAUUCCAAUGGCUUUUUGGCUGAUAGGUGAUAACUGAAAAUGGCCAGAAACAAAGAAUACCUAUGUAUACCCUACACCACACCACUGAUGUUGUCUUAUUUGAACUACGUAACAUCACGUGACAUAUAUACGUAAACAAACGCUUAUUUUAAUCCAAACUAUGAUCUGUCUUCUAAACUAUCUAUUCUAAACUAUAAACUAUGGUCUAAACCAGGGGUCGGCAACCUGUGGCUUCAAAGGCUGUGGCUCUUAAGCUCCUCUCCAGUGGCUCCCCGUGGCUUUGACAGAAAAUUAUAUGGAAAACAUUAACAUUUUAAUUUAGAUUUAUUGUUGUAGGAUGACAGUGAUUCUUACAUUCUUCAAUUGUAAAAAUGCGUACCUUAUGCACCAAUGUAAAAAAAAAAAAAAAAAAAGAAUGUUUUAACAUAUUGUCAACUAAAAUAUGUGUUGUACAUUUGUGGCUUGGCGCCUUUUCCUCCAAAAACAUCACUAGCGAUGGCUAAAGUAGUCUUAAAGCUUUCUAGUUAGGCUUGCUGUGGAUUCCAAAUCCAAAAAGGAAGAAGUCUCAGGGAAAAAUAGAGAAUUUAAUAGUGCAUGGACAAAUUUGUUUGCUUUCAUCUGCAACGCUGCAUAAUGGAAGUUCCAAAUAAUAAUUAAAAAAAAAAGCCCACUGCAGAAUAGCCACCUUGUGCUAAAACAUAUUAAUGAAUGCUCUUUUUUUUCUUAUAUACUUUAUUAAUCCCCCUGUGGGGAAAUUACAUUUUUUCACUCUGUUGUCAUUAACACACAGGUCUGAAAUACACACACACACACAUGCACAAACAGGACCUACACAUGCACAAAGUGGAGAGAUGUCAGAGUGAGGGGGCUGCCAUGAACAGGCGCCCCGAGCAGUUGGGGGGGUUCGGUGCCUUGCUCAAGGGCACCUCUCCAGCCACCAGUCCACACUCCAUAUUUGGUCCGGACAGGGACUUGAACAGGUGACCCUCCGGUUCCCAACCCAAGUCCCCAUGGACUGAGCUACUGGCACCCAGUUUUUCAUUUAGCUCUAUUAGUCAUUUUGAUAGGCUAAAUUUGACUUAAAAGGCGGUGUUACCUUUAUUAUCAAUCAAUCAGUUUUAUUUAUAAAGCCCAAUAUCACAAAUCACAAUUUGCCUCACAGGGCUUUACAGCAUACAACAUCCCUCUGUCCUUAGGACCCUCACAGCGGAUAAGGAAAAACUCCCCAAAAAAAACCCUUUAAUGGGGAAAAAAACGGUAGAAACCUCAGGAAGAGCAACUGAGGAGGGAUCCCUCUUCCAGGAUGGACAGACGUGCAAUAGAUGUGCAAUAGAUGUCGUACAGAACAGAUCAACAUAAUAAAUUAACAGUGAUUCGUAUAUGAGGCUCAAAUAUGUUUUGCAGCUCCAGGCAGAUUUUUUGUUCUUUCUUUUUUGGCUGAAAAUGGCUCCUUUGAUAGUAAAGGUUGCUGACCCCUGGACUAAACAUACCAGUGUACUGCAGGCAGGUCAGUUUGACUCAUUAAAACUUAAGUACAGUCAGGACCACUUCAGUCAAGAGAAAACUUUAUUUCUAUUUGCAGUAUGAUAUUUGGUGGUAUGGCUCUGUUCUGUAACCUCUCCAUCUUUCCAAGUGCGUACAUGAAAAGCCUAUGGCAGCAAAAAAAAAUCCAGGCACAGAACAGAGCAACAUUAUGACAAUCAACAUUGGUAAGUCAGACACAGCAUGAAAAGGGAGCCUAGUCUCACUCCGAAUUUUUUCGAAAUCCAGCGCUUGGGCAGUGACUUGCGACAUCAGAAAUCAACGAAAAAAGGCAUCCUUUAAUAUCUGCAUGAUACACGACCGGUUGCCGUCAUAGUUUAACAGAAACAGCGUCAGGGGAAACGCAGCAGGACAAGGACAAAAGUUAAGGCGGAGAAAGUCCAGGUGGGGCACAUAGGAGGGGUGGUGGAUGGGUCCAACAAACACCAACCUUCACCCGAGAGAGCAGUGUUCACAUCCCGUAAGAUUCUAAAGCCAAUCCCUGUUCUUUUUUCCUAAACCUAACCACUUGCUUUUGUUGCUUUGACCUAACCACGUGUUUUUAAUUGCCUAAACCCAACCAUGUGUGUUUGUUGUUGAAGGAAAAAAAAAAGUCAAUUCAUGGGGUUGCAUGGACAUAGUGCAUUUAUUUUGAAAGAGACUGUAUGUAAACGUUAAAUUUCCUGUGAAAACGGAAGUGUAUGUUGGAAGAAGACAAUGCAUGUGACAGGCAG